Molecule: messenger RNA, 7455 nt
Organism: Diceros bicornis minor
Lineage: Eukaryota; Metazoa; Chordata; Mammalia; Perissodactyla; Rhinocerotidae
Gene: AHCTF1
Product: AT-hook containing transcription factor 1
Exons: 36
Coding region: 349-7182 (2277 amino acids)
Source: RefSeq, a predicted model, not a curated record
CCGGGCGUGUGGGACUCGGUGUCGGCCCAGGGUAAUGCGCAGAGCGGGGUCGGCGCUGUCCGAGCGGAGGAGGCCGAGUGGCGGCGGGGGAGGACCCGGAACCGCGGCGCGGGCGGCUGUCGCGUCCUAGUCGCAGAGCGCCCUCGGGGGUGUGCGUCCGAGGUGGCCGGGAGGUCGCGGGCGGAGGCCGGCGCGGAGAGCAGCUUCCGCGGGGCGGAGGAGAGCGCGCCCUGCCUGUGGCGGCCGUGUCUCCCGGGAGAUGCUGUGACGGGCCCGCGCGGGAGGAGCUCGCGCCCCCUGCACCCGGCGGCCGCGGCGGCUCCGUCACCCGCCCUUGCCAGUGGAAGUAUGCGAGACUUAAGAGCACAAGUGACUAGUGGUCUUCUGCAGUUCCCAGAAGUGACUGUUCAAGCCCUUGGAGAAGACGAAAUAACAUUAGAAUCUGUGCUUCGUGGAAGGUUUGCCGGAGGGAAAAAUGGACUUGCUUGCUUGGCUUGUGGUCCACAACUUGAAGUAGUAAACUCGCUGACAGGAGAGCGGUUGUCUGCAUAUAGAUUCAGUGGAGUGAAUGAACAACCUCCUGUAGUCCUAGCUGUGAAAGAAUUCUCUUGGCAGAAGAGAACUGGAUUGUUAAUCGGAUUGGAAGAAGCAGAAGGGAGUGUUCUCUGUCUUUAUGACCUCGGUAUAUCAAGAGUGGUUAAAGCAGUUGUUCUUCCUGGAAGGGUGACAGCUAUUGAACCUAUAAUUAACCAUGGAGGAGCUAGUGCAGGCACUCAGCAUUUACACCCAAGUCUGCGAUGGCUUUUUGGUGUGGCAGCUGUGGUAACUGAUGUUGGACAGAUCCUUCUUAUUGACCUGUGUUUGGAUGACUUGUCAUGCAGUCAGAAUGAAGUGGAGGCAUCAGACCUUGAAGUUGUAACUGGUAUCCCAGCUGAAGUACCACACAUGAGAGAAAGUGUGAUGCGAGAAGGACGCCAUCUGUGUUUCCAGUUAGUAAGCCCAUCAGGAACAGCCGUCUCAACUCUUAGUUACAUAAACAGGACAAAUCAGCUUGCUGUAGGUUUUUCUGAUGGCUAUCUAGCACUUUGGAAUAUGAAAAGCAUGAAAAGAGAAUACUACACACAAUUGGAAGGUGGAAGAGUUCCUGUAUAUGCUGUUACUUUUCAAGAACCUGAGAAUGAUCCUCGUAAUUGCUGUUACUUGUGGGCUGUUCAGUCUACACAAGAUAGUGAAGGGGAUGUUUUGAGUUUGCAUCUGCUUCAGCUGGCCUUUGGUGAUAGAAAGUGUUUGGCGUCAGGACAAAUCUUAUAUGAGGGGUUAGAGUACUGUGAAGAAAGAUAUACACUGGACCUCACAGGUGGCAUGUUUCCUUUGAGGGGACAGACUAGUAAUACCAAACUGUUGGGAUGCCAGAGUAUAGAGAAAUUUCGAUCUCAUGGUGACAGGGAGGAAGGCGUGAAUGAAGCUUUGUCUCCUGACACUAGUGUUUCAGUCUUUACCUGGCAGGUGAAUAUAUAUGGACAGGGAAAGCCUUCUAUAUAUUUGGGGCUUUUCGACAUAAAUCGUUGGUAUCAUGCACAAAUGCCAGAUUCGUUAAGAUCAGGAGAAUAUCUACAUAAUUGCUCUUAUUUUGCAUUGUGGUCACUGGACUCUGUUGUAAGUAGGACUUCUCCACAUUACAUGUUGGACAUAUUAGUACAUGAAAGAAGCUUAAGUCGAGGAGUUCCUCCUUCUUAUCCACCUCCUGAGCAGUUUUUUAACCCAAGUACUUACAAUUUUGAUGCCACUUGUUUGUUAAACUCAGGAGUUGUUCAUAUAACUUGUACUGGCUUUCAGAAGGAGACCUUAACUUUUUUAAAGAAAUCAGGAUCAUCCCUCAAUGAAGUCAUUCCUGAUGGUUAUAAUCGAUGUCUUGUGGCUGGCCUUCUGUCACCAAGACUUAUUGAUAUUCAACCUUCCAGUUUAAGUCAGGAGGAACAGUUAGAAGCUAUAUUGUCAGCAGCAAUCCAGACAAGUUCCCUGGGACUUUUGACUGGUUGUAUCAAAAGGUGGAUAACAGAAGAACAACCAAAUUCUGCUGCUAAUUUGCACUUUGUUCUUGAAUGGACAUGGAAUAAAGUGGUUCUCACAAAAGAGGAAUUUGACAGACUGUGUACACCAUUAUUUGAUGGUUCAUGUCGUUUCAUUGAUUCACAAACUAUACAGUCUAUCCAACACUGCCAUUUGCUUCUCAGCAACCUUAAUACAGUCUUAAACUGUUUUGCAACAGAGGCCCAAGAGAUCACAGAGAGAGGUCUUAUGGACUUAAGCAAUAAGUAUAUGGUUACCCAGCUCAUCUGUCAAUAUGCACAAGUGGUUCUUUGGUUCUCUCAUUCUGGCCUGUUACCAGAAGGCUUAGAUGAUGCUGUGCAGUUGUCAAGGUUAUGCUACAACUACCCUGUAAUUCAGAACUACUACACCAGUCGUCGACAGAAGUGUGAGCGUUUAUCAAGAGGGAAGUGGAACCCUGAUUGCUUGAUGAUUGAUGGAAUGGUUUCUCAGUUAGGAGAUGGAGUUGAGAAGUUGUGGAAACGGGAUGAAGGAGGCACAGGAAAAUAUCCUCCUACUAGUCUGCAUGCACUACUAGACAUAUACCUACUAGACGACGUUACUGAAGCAAGCAAACAUUCUGUUACCAUUUAUUUGCUACUUGAUAUUAUGUAUUCUUUUCCAAACAAAACGGAUACUUCCAUUGAAUCAUUUCCAACUGCUUUUGCCAUUUCUUGGGGUCAGGUUAAACUUAUUCAAGGGUUUUGGCUGAUAGAUCAUAAUGACUAUGAGAGUGGUUUGGAUCUUCUGUUUCACCCAGCUACUGCAAAACCUGUGUCAUGGCAACAUUCAAAGAUUAUUCAGGCCUUCGUGAGUCAGGGUGAGCACCGACAAGCCCUCAGAUACAUUCAAACAAUGAAGCCAACAGUGUCCAGUGGUAGUGAUAUUAUCCUUCACCUCACUGUUUUGCUUUUUAAUAGAUGCGUGGUUGAGGCCUGGAGUUUACUGCGACAGCAUUCUACUCGGUUGAAUAUAGAGGAGUUACUAAAGCACACGUAUGAAGUCUGUCAAGAAAUGGGCUUAAUGGAGGAUUUAUUGAAGUUACCAUUUACAGACACUGAGCAGGAUUGUUUGGUGAGAUUUUUGCAGUCCAGCGGCAGUGUUCAGAAUCAUGAAUUUCUUUUAGUUCACCAUUUGCAGCGUGCCAAUUACAUCCCUGCCUUGAAGCUGAACCAAACUCUGAAGAUUAAUCUUAUGAAUGAUCGUGAUCCUCGUUUGCGGGAGAGAUCAGUGGCUCGAAAUUCUAUAUUAGACCAAUAUGGGAAAAUUCUUCCUCGAGUCCAGCGAAAAUUAGCCAUUGAGCGAGCUAAGCCUUACCAUUUGUCAACAUCAUCAGUUCUUCGAGAAGUUUGUAGACCCAAACCAUUAUCAGCAGUUCCAAAGCAAGUUGUAACAGGAACUGUGUUAACAAGAUCUACUUUCAUCAAUAAUGUAUUAUCUAAAAUUGGAGAGGUGUGGGCAAGCAGUGAACCUAAACAUAGCAUCUCAGCCUACAAUAGUUCUAAAAUAGAAGAACCAUCUCCUAUAGUAUAUUCUCUCCCAGAUCCAGAGCUGCCUGAGGCAUUUGUUGGAACACCAACUUCAAAAGCAUCGCAAAAAAUUUCUAGACUGCUGGAUUUGGUUGUUCAUCCUGUCCCCCAGCCUUCUCAAUGUUUGGAGUUUAUUCAGCAAACCUCCCCUACAAGAUCUCCUUUGUACUUAGCAUCCACUUCAUUGCCAGUAAGUUCACAAUUAAAAGGAUCACGGCAGAAUACCUCCAGGGCUUCAGAAUUACAUUUACUUGAAACUCCUCUUGUAGUUAAGAAAGCUAAAACUUUGGCCAUGUCAGUUACUUCCUCUGGAUUAUCUGAGUUCACUCCUCAAUCCAUCCUAAGGUCUGGUCUUCGAACAACACCUUUAGCAUCUCCCUCUGUGUCACCUGGAAGGUCUCUUACCCCUCCUUUACGACUUAAAGAAACUAGAAUUUCAUUCAUGGAAGAAGGCAUGACCACAAAAUGGACUUCUGGAGCUGCAGAUGACAGCAAAACAAAAGUAUUUGUAGCUACACCUUUCCAUAAAUGUGAAGUUCCACCAGAAACUGAAUGGCCGAAGAACAAAGAUAAGACAAUAUCUUUUUCCCUGGAUAGCCCUGAAAAGGAUCAUCAAGAAAUGGAUGUGAGGUUACAGGAUACACCUUCACAAAGUUUGGAGACCCUGGAUACGAGCAAAGAAAAUAGCAAUGUUUCAACUAGAUCUGACCAGACUACCUUGGAGUAUCAGGAUGCACCAUCACCGGAAGACUUUGAAGAUGUUCUCAUGGCCUCUAAGCCAGCGAGCUGUUCCACCGAACUAAUUACUAAUUUAACUGAACAAACUGAGAAGGACAGUGAUAAAGAUGUGUUUGAAUCAGAAGUAACUCCUCCAGACCUGGAGACACAGUUGGGCAUUUUAGAAGAUGCAGAAACAAAGGACCUCUUAGUUGCAGAGGAGGCACUUUCAGAAUUAAAUCACUUAAGCCGCAUUCAAGGAGUUGAAACUUCUCUUUGUGUACCGUCAAUCCAUGAAGGGAAAAUCCUCACCCUGAAGCCCAAGGUACCAGUUUUAGACGAAGGACUAGUAUCUGUUGAAACUUGCACCUCUACAAUUAGAGCAGGUAACAACAAAUCUGUGGCCGGUGUCCUUGGUGAUGGUGGAAGCCCUAGGCUCGUUGUCUCAGCAAGUCCUAUGAUCUCUGAACACAGGCUGCACCAGGAAAUAGCACUGAACUUACAAGAAGCUCACGAAACAGAAGUUGACGUACUAAAAGCAAGUGUUGACUUACCAGAAGAAAAGCCUCCAAUUUCUGACGAUCCUCCUGAUACUCAAGAAAUUCAUGUGAUUGAACAUGAAAAGCUGGAAGUUCAAGAUUCAGGACAAGAGGCUAGAAAUCUUUCAUUUAAUGAAUUGUAUCCCUCAGGAACUCUUAAGCUUCAAUAUAAUUUUGAUACCAUUGAGCAGCAGUUUUGUGACUUGCCUGAUAAUAAAGACUCUUCUGAGUGUGACAUUGCCGAAGUAGAUGGGGAACUGUUUGUGGCUCAGAGCAACUUUACCUUGAUAUUGGAAGGUGAAGAAGGAGAAGUAGAGACAGGUGAUUCUGCGGCAUCUAAUGUGUUAGCUAAAGCAGCUAACACAGCAACUGAGGAAAAACAUGUGUACAGUGGGGAAAAUGAUAACCAUGGACGUGUUGCAAAUUUACCAUCUAUCAUAAUCAGUGAUCAAGAGUCCCAAAAGGUGGAGACAUUACCAUAUGUGCCUGAACCAAUUAAAGUAGCAAUUGCAGAAAAUUUAUUAGAUGUAAUUAAAGACACAAGAAGUAAAGAAAUUACUUCAGAUACGAUGGAACAGUCCAUUCAUGAAAACAUACCUUUAAUAAGCCAGAAGGUAAUGUGUUCCACCAAGUUAGUCAAAUCUUCAUUUAAGACUGUUCAGGAAACAAGUACAGUGACUAUAAAUGUCAGCCAGGUUAAUGACAUGAUUUCCUCCAGAACUCGCACAAGAGGACAACGUGUCCGAAACCUAAAUGUCACAUCAGCACAACAGGAAGAGUCAGCAGAUGCUGCUGCUCCUGAGCUGCUGGGGCUCUCAGUUAUGAAGAAAACCAGGAAAAGAGAAGGAAUUUCUGGGGCUUCUGAAAGUGCCUGUUCUGAUGUCAACGGAAUAUCUCAGAACCAGCAAAUACCUCAAAGUUCUAUUACUCCUAGGAGAGGGAGGAGGAAAAAAGAAAUUAAUCAAGACAUGUUAGAAAGUAUUAAUUCUAUGGAACAGGAAUUACAGAUUACUCCAGGUAGAGAAUUAAGAAGGUUAAAAUCAUCUCAGCUAUUGGAACCAUCAGCUGAAGAAACUUUUAGAAAAGAAAAACUUUCAUCUGUUACCAAAAGGACUCCUAAAAGAACUAAAAAAUCUGUAGAAAAUCAGGAAAGUGUUGAAAUUGUAAGUGAUCUAAAAGUUAGUAAAGUAGCAAGUCCUAGCAGAAGUACCAGAAAAUUGAGAAGUGCUAAUUUAGAAACUUCUGAAAAAAUAGGAUGUGAGCAAGAUGGGAAGUCCAUUGAACAGCAGCUGCCUAUUCAGCGUAGCAGAAGGGUUAAAAAGAGAGAAGCUAGUGCAUCAGAUGUCAUAGAAGACUCUAAACUUGAUUCAUCUCAGUUGACUCUUCAAGCAGAAUUGGAUCUGCCUGCUACACCUAGGAAACGUGGUAGACCAAGAAAAAUUAAUCUCUCCGAAGAUGUAGGAUCUGAGGCUGUUAAGGAAGCGAAAAGUCCCAAGAAGAGAGAAGUUCUUAGCAUCCAAAGGAGAUCUACAAGAAAUACCCCAGCUAAAAGUGAAAAUACUAGUGUUGGAAAACCAGCUUUAGAAAAAUCAAUUUUAGUGCCAAAUGAGGAACAUGCUACGGUGAUGAGCUCUAAGAAGAAACCUACAAAAAGGACUGAAAAUCAAAGCCAAAAACAUCCAUUGCACUCAAUAUCAGAAAAACACAUGGAUGAAGAAAUAACACACAAAGAACCAACUGACCGAGAAGAAAAAUUGCUUGCCACAGCUGCUUUGACUAAAUCUUCCCGUAGCACAAGGACUAGAUCUAGCAAGGCCAUCUUGUUGCCAGACCUUUCUGAACCAAAAAAUGAGUCUUUUUUAUUUUCUCCUCCUGUGUCAAAGGUUCCAAGGAAAGAGAAAGCUAAAAAAAUAGAGGCUCCUGAACAGCUGAAAGAAUUAGUUUCAGAUUUAUCUUCUCAGUUUGUCUUCUCACCUCCUACUUUAAGGACCAGGCGGAAAAACACAUCUAAUACAUCCAGACUUGUAAACGAACUGGAAGAUGAUGCUCAGUCAGUAGAAGCUGUGGGAAAGCAAAAAGUGAAAAGAACCAGGACUGCAAACACAAAACAAGCAAGCAAAAACACAGAAAAAGAAAGUUGGUCACCUCCUCCAGUAGAAAUUAAGCUGAUUUCUCCCUUGGCAAGCCCAAUUGAUGAAGUAAAGAGCAAGCCAAGAAAAACUGCAGAAGUAACAGGAAAAGCUCUUGGAAGGAGCAGAAAGAAACUGUCUUCCUUUCCAAAGCAAGUUUUACGCAGAAAAAUGCUGUAAUUUUUUUUCAAGUUUUUGAUGUACACCUAUUUGUAAAGUCAUCAGAAUUGUGUGGAUUAUUAAAAAUGAUCUAAUUUGGAAGAAAAUAAUUUAUAUAAAUUAUUGUAAAUUUUUAUAACAGAAGGUCUUCAAUAAGUAAAGUAACUCCAUAUGGAGUGUGAUUCUUUUAGUCCAGGCCGUUUUUUCUAUUUUAUAUUAAGACUUCAUACGUUUAUAUAAUAUGUAAAUAUGGCUUACUACUGGAAUGUUAAAUAAAGUGUAUACUUCACAGUA